AUGGCCCCGGCUAAAUUGAAUGUUCUUGUUUAUACAGGCCUCGGUACAACCGUCGAGUCAGUCAAGCAUUGUAUCUGGUCCCUUCGUCGUCUUCUUGGUCCAAACUAUGCUGUCAUCCCAAUCACCGAGACGAUCAUCCUCAAGGAACCCUGGCAGGCGACAUGUGCUCUUCUCGUGUUUCCUGGUGGCGGCGAUCUUGGCUACUGUCAGGCCCUGAAUGGUGAGGGGAACCGUCGUAUCGGCGAUUAUGUCCGUCGAGGUGGCUCGUACCUGGGCUUCUGCGCAGGUGGUUACUACGGAACCCAGAGGUGUGAAUUCGAAGUUGGGAAUAAGCCUAUGGAAGUCAUUGGGAGGAGAGAGCUAGGCUUCUUCCCGGGGACUUGUCGAGGUGGUGCCUUUAAAGGCUUUGAGUACAAAAGUGAAAGAGGAGCUAGGGCGGUGCGUUUGAGUGUGCCGAAGGAUGCUUUUGAGCAAGAGGUGGCUUCUGAGAUUAUCUCCUACUACAACGGAGGUGGUGUCUUUGUUGAUGCUGCUUCGGUCAAGGAUAGGAAGGUUGAGGUAUUGGCUACAUAUGAUGAGGAGAUCGAUGUUGAUGGUGGCGAUGGCAAAGCAGCCGUUGUCCUCUGCACGGUUGGCGAUGGCAAAGCCUUACUUACUGGACCUCAUCCAGAGUUUGCUGCAAGCAAUUUGAACUCCCAGCCAAGUCUUCCCGACUACGACGAGCUAAUCAGUCAACUCGCAGCCGCCGACAAAGACAGAGCUACUUUCCUCAAGGGCUGUCUAACAAAACUCGGCCUCGAAGUCAGCUCCCACGACAACGGAGUACCAUCUCUAUCCAGACUUCACCUCUCCUCCAUUUCCGACACAGGUGUAUCUGAGUUACUAUCCGACUGGAGCGACAUCAUCAAUAAAGAAGACGGCGAGGAGUGGAUCCGAGCCGAGACGGAUAACUUCCAUAUCCAGAAUGAGGAGACGAUCUGGAAUCUUGAAGGUCUUCAACAAUCUCUACCUGAUACAACCGAAGCCAGUAUCUCAGAGAAUGGUAGUAUUGACUACAGCAAGAUCACCAAGAAGAUCGUCCCUCAUGAAAAGGGCCUUCCUCAUCCCAAGCUUACACCGCACUUUAACCAUGGUCUAUUCUUCUCAAGUCUAAAGCGAUAUCGACAAAUUGAGCCGACGGCCAGGGCCUGGGGUGAUCUACUCAUGUAUGGUGAAGUGGUGACUAGUACAAACACCAUGCUGGAGAAAAACCCAAAGCUCAUGCCGAAACUUCCAAGCGGAUUUACCGUCUCAGCCACAACCCAAGUCGCCGGUCGAGGUCGCGGUUCCAACGUCUGGAUUGCCCCUCCAGGCAUGUUGAUCUUUUCAACUAUCAUCAACCACCCAGCCCAUCUCGCAGUGAGCCAUCCUGUUGUGUUUAUUCAGUACAUCGCAUCUAUUGCCAUUGUGGAGGCUGUCCAGUCUUAUGAUCGCGGCUACGAUAAAAUUCCCAUCAAAAUAAAGUGGCCCAACGAUAUUUAUGCGCUUGAUCCUACACGAUCACAAGAGAAACCACAUUACUCCAAGGUCGGCGGUAUGCUCUCGCAGUGUGUCUACUUUGACGGAAAAUACCAAAUCAUCUUGGGUAUUGGUCUCAAUACUCUGAACUCCCGUCCUACAAUGUCCAUCUCCGAUCUCGUCCCCGCGGGUGCUCCAGAACUUCAUCUCGAAACUCUACUAGCACGUGUUCUCACACGCAUAGAAGCUAUCUACGCUCAAUUCCUUCGCGAAGGUUUCUCAAGCGGUCUUGAGGCACGAUACUACCGCCACUGGCUGCAUACGAGACAAGAAGUCAGUCUUGAGGCUGAGGGUGGCGUGAAGGCGCGUGUGUUGGGAAUUACGCGUGAUUGGGGCAUGUUGAAGGUUGAAGAGAUAGAUGCUAGUGGAAGGGCGAUAGGAAAGACUUGGGCGUUGCAGAGUGAUGAGAAUAGUUUUGAUUUCUGGAAGGGGUUGGUUAGGAGGAAGACUUAA
Messenger RNA from Fusarium venenatum, 2010 nucleotides. RefSeq names its product biotin-protein ligase. Gene Ontology annotation, biological process: protein modification process. Gene Ontology annotation, molecular function: biotin--[biotin carboxyl-carrier protein] ligase activity. Lineage: Eukaryota; Fungi; Ascomycota; Sordariomycetes; Hypocreales; Nectriaceae. Gene Ontology annotation, cellular component: cytoplasm. The record is from RefSeq and is a predicted model, not a curated record.